UUGGUACCCAUGGACUGCUGCUCGUUAGUAUGAGUUGACAAUAAGAAAUAUUUUGUUUCUGAUAAUCAUACACUUCACAAUUAUAUGAAUCACAUAAGAAGCAAGUAUGAACGCGAGUGAUCAGCCCAGUAUGGGCCUUUGUGUCAAGCUGCCAUUGCCACAGGCAGAACUGCAAGAAUUAAUUGAUAAAGCAAAAGAUUGGUCGCUUAUGAAUGGAGCCUGUAUGCGAUCAAAGAAGAAUUUCAACAGAGAUACUCUGCAGUUUGCUCCAUUUAUUCUUAUACCGUCGUCAUUUCCAAGGACAGAAUUUAAUCGAGCUUGUGAAAUUCAAAUAAUAUUAAACGAACUGAUGCACAGAGUUGCCCACGACUAUGAAUUCCUGAAAGAAACCCUCAAAGAAACAAUCAAAGUCGAUACUUUUACCCGGAAAUUGUUUGAUAUUUAUGAAACGGUCUACAGCGGGGGAUUCACUCAAAAAAUAUCGUUAGGAAUGUUGAGGUCCGAUCUAAUGCUCGACACUAGUUGCCCUAAAGAACGUGGCUGCUCACAAAAUCACAAGCCGUACUGUUGUUGGAAACAAGUAGAAAUAAAUACGAUCGCAUCGGGAUUUGGAUGGCUUGGUCCGGCCGCUACAAAAUUGCACAAAUAUGUUCUGCAGGAACUUGAUCGCACAAGUGAGCUAGAAAAUUUGCCUGACAAUAAUGCGCUCCAAGGACUAUGCACGGGAAUGAUUGACGCGUGGAAUAUUUACAAUGAUCCAAAAUCUGUCAUUUUAUUUAUCAUUGAAGAUGUCACAUACAAUAUAUGUGAUCAGCGUUUUCACGAAUUUGAAAUCCGUAGACUGAACCCAUGCAUUAGGGUGCUGCGUAGGACACUGACCGAGCUAGCCGUUGAAGCUCGUCUCAGUCCGAAGAAAGAACUGAUUGUUGGAGAACAAACCGUCGCCGUUGUUUACUUCAGAUGUGGCUAUGAACCGAGUCAAUAUCCCAGUGAAAAAGAGUGGGAUGUAAGAUUACUUAUAGAAAGAUCGUUGGCAAUCAAAUCCCCAUCGAUUCAAUACCAUCUAGCUGGUGCGAAAAAAGUCCAACAAGCUCUGGCCAAACCUGGAGUUCUUGCCAGAUUUCUAAAGGAUGAGGGGACGGCUGAGCAAAUCCGAGGAAUAUUCACUGGUCUUUAUGCUUUGGAUUUUGACGAACACGGAGAAAAUGCAAUAGAUAUGGGAAUAGCAAAUCCCGAACGCUUUGUUUUGAAACCGCAACGAGAAGGUGGUGGAAAUAAUAUUUACGGUAACGAAAUAAAAACGGCACUAGAGUCCAUGAAGGACAAGCAAGAGAGAUCGGCAUGGAUCUUGAUGGAUAGAAUCCAACCACCGUUGCAAAGAAACUAUCAAAUACGAGCAGGAAGUAAUACAGAUGCGGAAUUGAAGGAAGUCGUUUCAGAAUUGGGCAUAUUCGGUAUAUUGAUCGGCGAUGAAAAGAAUAUUAUCAUUAACAGACAAGUUGGUCACAUGCUUCGGACAAAAUUGGCCAGUGCUGAUGAAGGCGGUGUUGCAUCAGGAUUGGGGGCUUGUGAUAGUCCAUAUUUAACCGAUUAGUUGGAACGCAUAUGUAAUACAAUCUUUGUUAAUUAUCACGUGAUUUUGUACUUAGCAGUCAUGAACUAAGAGAACGACUACUGAUAAAAAUCUAACAAAUUAUUGUAAUUUACACCUUCAAAUUAUUUUGUAUAAAGAACAGGUUUAUUUAGUAUUUAAUGUGACAAUAAUUCAUACCUGCGCCACAAAUUCUACUUAUAAAAAUAUAUUUUCGAUGAUACUUUAUCCAACGCUUCCUAAUCUGCCAAUUGUCAAAACUCGCCAAAGAAGUAUGAAGUGAAAAAAAAAUAUAUAUUUCUUGACUAGU
This is a messenger RNA of Diprion similis, 1901 nucleotides long. RefSeq names its product glutathione synthetase-like. The transcript has 3 exons. NCBI's taxonomy places the organism in Eukaryota, Metazoa, Arthropoda, Insecta, Hymenoptera, Diprionidae. Gene Ontology annotation, cellular component: cytosol. Gene Ontology annotation, molecular function: glutathione binding; glutathione synthase activity; ATP binding. The record is from RefSeq and is a predicted model, not a curated record. Bases 107 to 1594 code for a protein of 495 amino acids. Gene Ontology annotation, biological process: glutathione biosynthetic process.